GCUGACAUUAAGAGAAUGACCAACUCAUUCAAAGAAAAACUAGGCCAAGGAGGCUAUGGUUGUGUGUACAAAGGGAAGCUCCCAAAUGGUCAUCUCGUGGCAGUGAAAAUCCUAACCAAGCUGAAAGGAGAUGGUGAAGACUUCAUCAAUGAGGUAAACAGCAUGAGCAGAACUUCCCAUGUCAACAUUGUUACUCUGCUAGGUUUCUGCUUUCACAAAACCAAAAGGGCUCUCGUCUAUGAGUACAUGCCCAAUGGAUCUCUGGAGAAACUCAUAUACGAAGAGAACUACAGCAAGGUAGGUUGCCGCCACCUCGGAUGGGACACCUUGUACCAAAUCUCCCUAGGCAUAGCUCAAGGGCUCGAAUACUUGCACCAAGGCUGCAACUCAAGAAUAUUACACUUCGACAUAAAGCCGCACAACAUCCUUCUCGAUGAAAACUACUGCCCCAAGAUUUCCGACUUUGGCCUUGCAAAGAUAUGCCAUCGAGAGGAGAGCACGAUCUCACUAUUCGGUGCGCGAGGGACUGCGGGGUUUAUCGCGCCAGAAGUGUUUUGCAGGAACAUCGGAGGAAUAUCCCAAAAAUCAGAUGUGUACAGCUUUGGGAUGACAGUGCUUGAAAUGGUUGGUGGGAGGAAAAAUGUAGUGACCGGAGCAGAGAGAACCAGUGAAAUAUACUUCCCGCAUUGGAUUCACAAGCGUCUUGAACUUCAAGAAGAGUUUGGACUGCAGAAUGUCACAAGCGAAGGAGACAAAGAGAAAGCAAGGAAGAUGAUAAUAGUGAGCUUGUGGUGCAUACAGACUAAUCCUUCAAUUAGGCCAACAAUGAGCGAGGUGGUGGAUAUGCUAAGAGGCAGUGUUGACUGCUUGCUAGUUCCUCCCAAGCCCUAUCUGUCUUCUCCAUCAAGAUCAUCACCAACCACUUCAAUGUCCAUGGCUGUGUGA
Syzygium oleosum is the source of this 945-nucleotide messenger RNA. Its product is annotated as rust resistance kinase Lr10-like. NCBI's taxonomy places the organism in Eukaryota, Viridiplantae, Streptophyta, Magnoliopsida, Myrtales, Myrtaceae. Gene Ontology annotation, biological process: protein phosphorylation. Bases 16 to 945 code for a protein of 309 amino acids. Gene Ontology annotation, molecular function: protein kinase activity; ATP binding. The transcript has a single exon. The record is from RefSeq and is a predicted model, not a curated record.